AUGGAGCAAGACAGUCAAAUAAACGAUGUUUCUGAGUUGGAUCCACCCCCACCAGCAUUUUCAAAUCAGUUGGGAAUUCCAACAUCUUUACUGUAUAAUGGAUCACGAUUUCAAGGCCACCAAAAAAGCAAAGGCAAUCGCUACGAUGUGGAAGUUGUUCUGCAGCAUGUUGAUGAAGAAAAAGCUUUCCUAUGUGGUUAUUUGAAGAUCAAAGGUCUUACAGAAGAGUACCCAACUUUGACGACAUAUUUUGAUGGUGAAAUUAUUAGCAGUCGGCAUCCUUUCUUGACACGAAAAUGGGACGCUGAUGAGGAUGUUGAUAGAAAACAUUGGGGCAAGUUUGCCUCCUUUCUUGCAUGUGCCAAAAAUUUUAACGCAGACAACUUUGAUUAUGAGGCUCUGAAGGCAUCCGAUUUUGUAUACAUGAGAUGGAAGGAACAUUUCCUGGUGCCAGAUCACACAAUUAAAGACAUCAGCGGAGCAUCGUUUGCUGGUUUCUACUACAUCUGCUUUCAGAAGUCUUCUGCUACGAUAGAGGGAUAUUAUUACCAUCGAAGUUCAGAGUGGUUUCAGUCUUUAAAUCUGCAGCAUGUUCCAGAGAGAAACACAGGGGUUUUCCAGUUUAGAUGA
Molecule: messenger RNA, 630 nt
Organism: Candidula unifasciata
Lineage: Eukaryota; Metazoa; Mollusca; Gastropoda; Stylommatophora; Geomitridae
Source: the annotation of a GenBank genome assembly